GCUGUUCCAGACCAAGUGCAGCAGCUGCUUGAAGGCCAUCGCCCCCUCCGAGCUCAUCAUGCGGGUGCUGGAGAACGUCUACCACGUUCACUGCUUCUACUGCUGCGAGUGCGAGCGGCGCCUGCAGCGGGGGGACGAGUUUGUGCUCAAAGAGGGGCAGCUGCUGUGUCGCAGCGACUACGAGAAGGAGAAGGAGAUGCUGAGCGCUAUCAGCCCGGCACCCACCGAGUCCGUGAAAAGCGAGGACGAAGACGGUGGCCACUCGCACGGCAAAGGCAGCGAGGAGAACAAAGACCACAAGCGUUCCAAGCGUCCCCGCACCAUCCUGACCACCCAGCAGCGCCGGGCGUUCAAAGCCUCCUUCGAGGUUUCCUCCAAACCGUGCCGGAAGGUAAGAGAGACCCUGGCAGCCGAGACGGGCUUGACCGUGCGGGUGGUACAAGUCUGGUUCCAGAACCAAAGAGCCAAGAUGAAGAAGAUCGCUCGCAGGCAACAACAGCAGCAGCAGCAGCAGCUGCAGCAGGAGCAAGGCCAGCUGGGGACCCCUCGCUUAGGGACUGGGAGAGUGACCGGUCGCAGCAGCAGGCAGAGCAACGACGACAGUGAAGACGGCGCGAGCGUUCACGGCUUGGAUGGGCUGAUGGUUCCCUACCCCAGGAUCCCCCAGCAGCAGCUUCUGCCCCUGGAUCAGAACGGCUACAGCACAGACUUGUACAGACAAGGGCUGACGCCGCCCCAGCUGCCCGGAGACCAUCUGCAUCCCUACG
Tauraco erythrolophus (red-crested turaco) is the source of this 767-nucleotide messenger RNA. The record is from RefSeq and is a predicted model, not a curated record. Lineage: Eukaryota; Metazoa; Chordata; Aves; Musophagiformes; Musophagidae.